AUCCUUCAAGACAAACAUCAUCAUCUCAUCAUCACACACACUUCCAUUGUUACAAACUCUCUCUUCUUCAAACAACGCGUUUUCUCUCUUGAAAUUAAUUAACUAUGUCUAGCUCAUCGGAAUUCUCAGAGGUUUCCGGCAACAAACCGGCGAGGUCACCGGAAAAGUUGACAACUUUCUCUCAAACUUGUAAUUUGUUGAGUCAAUAUAUUAAGGAAAAGGGUUGCUUCAAAGAUCUUUCUCUUGGUAUGACAUGCAACACCGACCCAACUGGGUCUUCUGAGACAUCUUCUCAAUCUGCAACAACCAUGAAUUUGUUUCCUACCAUGGAAAACAACUUGACACCAAAGAAUCUUACAACUAUGGAUUUGCUCACUCCACAAGCUGCUUUGAACAAUUCCAAUGCUAUUAAGGGGCCUAAAGCUGCACAAUUGACAAUGUUUUAUAAUGGUCAAGUGAUUGUAAUCGACGAUUUUCCUGCUGAUAAAGCCCAUGAACUUAUGGCUUUUGCUAACAAAGGAAUUUCUCAAAGUCAGAACAAUUCUGUGUACACAUACACACAAAGCCAGCCUUCAUUUCCUCCUAAUUUGGUCCGAGCUUCGGUUGAUUCAACCGCUCCAGUUACUACUAUGAACAUCAUCCCUAAUACUUCCACCGGUACUGGCCCUCAAGUACUUUCCAGACCUAAUGUUUGCGAUCUUCCAAUUAUGAGAAAAGCUUCGCUUCAUCGGUUUCUUGAGAAGAGAAAGGAUAGAGUUGCUGCCAAAGCACCAUAUCAAGUUAAUAAACCAGCUGAAUCCAUGUCAUGGCUUGUGGGUGCCAAAUCAACUCAAAUCUGAUUAUUACAGCUAUAAUUAAUUUUAAUGUAAUUUUGAGAAUUUUUGGUUUAGACAAAAAACAAAUACUAUUUAGUCAGAUUUAUUUUUGCCAGAACUUUUUUUGAUAAAGUUUCGGGUUAUUUUUUCGUUGACUAGAUAGCAUAAUUAUCACUAUUAUUCUUGUUAAAUAGUCAUGGUUAAAAUAUAUAUGUUAUGAGAUUCUUUUAA
Messenger RNA from Trifolium pratense (red clover), 1046 nucleotides. Its product is annotated as protein TIFY 10A-like. Gene Ontology annotation, cellular component: nucleus. NCBI's taxonomy places the organism in Eukaryota, Viridiplantae, Streptophyta, Magnoliopsida, Fabales, Fabaceae. The transcript has 5 exons. The coding region runs from base 105 to 839 and encodes 244 amino acids. Gene Ontology annotation, biological process: response to wounding; regulation of jasmonic acid mediated signaling pathway; regulation of defense response. The record is from RefSeq and is a predicted model, not a curated record.